CCUGCACAAACGCUAACUCCAAAGGAGGGGCCGCCAUCUCUGGCGUUGCCGACCACAAAUAUCUAAGGCACUUUUUAUCGCUCCCUCUCGCUUCUUUUUCUUUCUCCGUCAGUACCCAAUCACUCUUCAGUUCUUGCAAUUCUUUCGUCUCACCUUUGUCGUUUGGCCCAGUCUUUUUCCCCGAUGGACCCCCGAGAUUUCAUUGCUGUUGCUCUGGAAUUUGAAUUGGAGAUGCAGAGAGAGAAGAAAAGGGAGAUGGAAGAGUCUCUAAGGGCAGCUCAAGUUGCGCUAAGAAAGGAGGAGAGAGGGCUUUCUGUGCGUAGGAGAAAGACGCGGGAAAUGCGUGCAAAGAAAGCGGCCAAAGAGAAAUUGAUUGUUGAUUUCAUGGUUUUCAUUGAAGCGGUUGAGAAUAACGAUCUCGAGAUUGCUCAGAAAUUUGAUGAAAAAGCUAUGAUGAAAGCUGUUGUAACUAUGAUGGGCAGUAACGGCGGCGAUGGCGGCGACAGUGGAGGAUUUGCCGGCGACUCCGGAGACGGUAACGUUACUGAAAUCGGUAUGAAUCCUGAAGAAAAGGCUGUGAUGGAAGCAAUUGUAGCUAUGGUGAACGUUGGCAACGAUGGCGGCCACAAUGGAGGAUUCGUCGGCGACUACGGAGGGAUUAACAACAAUCUUGAAAAGGCUCAGAAUAUCGAUGAGGAAGCUAUGAUGGCAGCCGGUAUUGAAGGAAGAAACAGUGACUCCAGUGAAGGCAGAAAGCGCGGUGGAUCUGGCGGCAGUAUUAGUGGUAACCGCCGCGAGUAGGCUGAUGGUGGGUCCUGUUAAUUACUUUCAUAUGGAAAGAUAAACAUGUCCUGUUUUUUGUAUUAGUUUAUUGUUUUAGGUUUACAACGUUCUUUUACGUCGGGUGUGUUGAUUGGAAUAUAGAUAUUCCAGCUUCCACUUUAUUAGUAAUAGCGAGUCGUUGUUGGGAUAGUGUUUGAUUGAGUAGUAAGCUAGUUGAAAUAUCCAUUUUAAUUGUUCCCUGAUGAAUUUAAAUUUUAGCUUUGAUAUUCUUAGAGAACAUUCAUAUUGUGAAGCGCUUAAUGUUGAAUUUUCAUAAUUGUUAGGUUUUAUUGGUUUUGAGUUACUCAACAGAAUAGAAUUGGAA
Messenger RNA from Theobroma umbraticum, 1147 nucleotides. RefSeq lists its product as uncharacterized. NCBI's taxonomy places the organism in Eukaryota, Viridiplantae, Streptophyta, Magnoliopsida, Malvales, Malvaceae. The record is from RefSeq and is a predicted model, not a curated record.